Molecule: messenger RNA, 465 nt
Organism: Paramecium pentaurelia
Lineage: Eukaryota; Ciliophora; Oligohymenophorea; Peniculida; Parameciidae
Source: the annotation of a GenBank genome assembly
AAUGUACAUGAGAUCAAUUUUGAAAUUGAGAUAAGCCUUUUCAGGUAUAUAUUUAAUGUGAGUGUCUAAGUCUUAACUAAAUACACAAAAGAUCAUGAAUGGAUUAAAUAUGACACACAAACAAAGAUUGCUAAAAUUGGAAUAACAGAUUAUGCAUAAAAGGAAUUAGGAGAUAUAGUUCAUGUUGAUUUCCAAAAAGUAGGAAUGGUAUUUAAAACACACCAAUCAUUGGGAGCAAUUGAAAGUGUAAAAGUUGCUGCUGAUAUCUAUGCUCCUGUUGCUGGUGAAAUCGUUGGAGUAAUUUACUUAUUAAAAACUAGAUUAAUGAAGAUUUAAAGGAUUCUCCAAAUUUGAUUAAUGAGAAGGCAGAAGAAACAUGGAUUUUGUAAGCAAAAGUAUAAAAUGAGGCUGAAUUAGAUACAUUAUUAGAUAAAUAAUCAUAUGAUAAGAUCAUUAACAAAUGAG